Messenger RNA from Coregonus clupeaformis (lake whitefish), 3397 nucleotides. RefSeq names its product cilia- and flagella-associated protein 70-like. Gene Ontology annotation, biological process: cilium assembly; cilium movement. The record is from RefSeq and is a predicted model, not a curated record. NCBI's taxonomy places the organism in Eukaryota, Metazoa, Chordata, Actinopteri, Salmoniformes, Salmonidae. The transcript has 24 exons. Gene Ontology annotation, molecular function: protein binding. Gene Ontology annotation, cellular component: motile cilium; extracellular exosome. Bases 100 to 2949 code for a protein of 949 amino acids.
ACUGAUGUAUUCAUCUGCUGCAGUGCAGGGGGGAAAUUGUAGUUAUCGGGACAAUCAACAAACCUUUGACUUUUACUCACUCUGAUUUACAAAACCAUAAUGGAACAAUUUCGUGGUGCGGGAGACAAAGCAGUACCAGUGAAAAUAACUGUACUACGUGGAAAUAACCUGAGGGGCAACAAGGCUGAGUCCAUUCUGAUCUAUGUGAGGGCUGAGUUCAAUGGCAUCAUCCUGGGAGAUUCCCAGAAGCUAGAUGCUGCUGUGGAUCAGGGCGUGGACUACAACUUCACCUGCAGCUUUGAGUGCUCAGAUGCUGGCCACACAUUAGAUGACAUGGCACACAAACCUGUCAUAUUGACAGUGAUUGAGUUCCUUCCCAAGGAGAAGAAGCAGAAGGAGGAGAAGACUGCAGUUAUAGGGCAAGCUAUAGUGGACUUGCUACCUAUCUUGCAUGGUCAGGUCAGCUUCUCAUCCACUGUGCUACUUCAUCCAACCCCUGGCUCACCUGCGGAUGCAGCCUCACAGGAGGGCAGCUGUAAGCCAUCUCUAGACGUGACCGUCUGUGUUCCCGAGCCUCUGCUAUCCGGCGUCCAGCUGUCUGAAUCCAACCUGCUGAAGGUUACUGUGGAGACAGCUUACUCUGUACCGGAGGUGUGGAACCCUGUCUCUGGAUCUGGUCCUCCCUGCAGCUAUGUGGCUGCCCUGCAGGUUCCCCUCACUGCAGAGAAAGAGCAGGUGCUGUUGUUCUCCAAUGGGCUGCUGAAAGUGGACGGGGAAGGUGAACCCAUGGGAAGACCCAGGAAGUGGCCCCUGGGUCCCCUGUUGGCUUCUGGAGCUCAAUUCAUACCAGGUGUCUCCAUGGAGGGCGAGCCCAUUGAGAUGGAGGAUGGGGAUCUCACCAGCAUAGAGGACAGGGAUUUCCGGAAUGAAGCGGAGACCAAUAAGAAGAGAGUGAGCUGGGACACAGAGCGUCGUUGCUUUCUGGAUGCAGAUGGUGCAGCCUGUCUGACCCGUAGGAUAGCAGAGAGCAGACUGUGGCCAGUAGAGGUCAUGAGGUCACCACAGGUUGGAGCCACUAAGGGAGGGAAGGCUGGCAAAGACAAGGGAGGUGAGGAUGAGACCCAACUCUCCUUCCAUGCAGUUGCAUACGUGGACAUGGCGCCCCUGUUGUAUCCCGGGGCGAGGCGUAUCCGUGGGGCAUACCGGCUUUACCCCUUCUACGGCUCUGACCUACUGGUCAAGCCCGGGACACAGGGGAAGUCAGCACCCAUUGGCACUGAUAGUGUGACGCUGGUUGAACCUGAACAGCAGCAACAAGUGAACACAGAGGGCCAGAUGUAUGCAGAUUCCAGAACCUACAUCAUCAUUGAAAUCGCUUUUGAGAAGUCGCUGGUGCCAAAGAGAUCACCGGAAGAGUUAGCCAAAAGGGUGAUGGAGCUGAUACCUCCUAGAGCUCCCUUGCCUCGCAGACCUGCUGGAGCAGAGAGAGCUGUGCAGGAGUACCAGGCCCAGAUAGCCAGUGUGGCAGGCCAGGUGUUGGAGCAGUACCAGCAGCUGUUCGGGCCUGCCUUCCUGCCUGGAGAGAAGCCUCUGGACCCAACCAGCCAGGAGCAGCGCAAGACCAAGCUCCUGGGAGAACUCAACUAUUCUGGGAAGUACUUUGCUUUCAAGGAGCAGAUUAAGUACUCUGUGGUGCGUAUCGUGAGAGAUAAACCUAAACCUAACCCUAACGUUGUCAGUGGAUGCCCAGGAGACUCAGCCUCGCCCCCUGGUGGACUGUGCCCAGCCAUCCACUUUGCCAAGGAGGCCCAGCUCAACGGGGACUACCAGCUAGCUGCCCAGUACUACCAGGAGCAGCUGACCCGUGACCGUAGCGACCCAGCCCACUGGUUUGACUACGGGGUGUUCUACAUGCUGACGGCUGACUACCAGAAGGCUGAGGAGUGCUUCCACUACGCUGUGUCCAUGGAGCAGACACACCUGCCCAGUUUGCUUAUGUGUGGUAUCCUGGCAGAGAUGGGUGGACGCCUCGAGGAGGCAGAGACAUUCUUUGAGGGAGCCACGUGUGUGGACCCGACCAAUGUGGUGGCCUGGACUCUGUUUGGAGAACUCCAUCCAGACAGAGAUGGCCUUCCAGAAGCCAGUGUGGUGACCGGGUCUCAGAGCUGCCAGGGCAGCAAGCCUGGGGAGGGAUACAAGGGAGGUGCUGAGGCUGAACCUAGCACCAUGCGACAUCUAGCAACCCCCACCAGACUAAACACCACAAUCUAUAUGGAGACAGUGCAGUUCCUGCUGCAGAACAACGCACUACAGAUGGCCCAGAGAGCGCUGGCCCAGGAGCUCUUGUGUCCAGAGGGGGGUCUGAGCAGCUCCUACCACCUGGUCCUGGCCCGCCUGCAGCUGCUCAGGGCAGAGUACGGCAGUGCCGAGUCCAGCCUGAAGGAGGCGGUCAACGACAGCUUUCAGGACCCAGAUGUAUGGGCGUUGUUUGGGCACAUACACCACCUGACUGGGGAGUUUGGGAAGGCCCAGAAGUGUUACGAGAGGACCCUGGACUUUGUGACGGAUGCCACAGACACACACCCCAUCUACCUGCGGCUGGGAUCCAUCUACCUGCAGGAAGAGGAGUUUCAGAGGGCGAAAACUACUUACCUGCGCGCCUGCAAGAGCACCCCCUCCUGCCUCACCUGGCUGGGACUAGGGAUUGCCUGUUACCGGCUAGGGGAGCUGACUGAAGCAGAGGAUGCACUGACAGAGGCCAACACCCUGAACAACGGGAACGCGGAGGUGUGGGGUUACCUGUCUCUAGUUUCUCUGCAGAUGGGCAGAAGACUUGAGGCAGAGCAGUCCUAUAAAUAUGCCCUGAAGUUGAACCUACAGAAAGAGGCAGUUCUUUGUGAGAUCAAGGCACUCCAAGAUCAUGUUGGCUUUGGAAAUCCAUGUUUCUGAAGAACAACAGCUGGCACCAUCAAUGAUUUAGAUUUAAAAACAAAGGUGAAUUGUGUUUCUGGUUGGCAAAUACCUAAUGGUUGGCAUCACAAAGUGACUGUGAAUUGUGGAAGGAAUUACACAUCAAUGAUUUGUACACUUGUCUCCAUCUUCAGCUAUAUCUGAUUAAAAGUUGUUACUUAUGCAUAAUGUAGGAUGUAAUAUUGUGACACAACAAAGAUGUGCUGAUCCAGAAAGAGUAUCUGUCCAGAGGUGGAAAAAGUACUCAUUUGUCAUACUUGAGUUAAAGUAAAGAAACCUUAAAGAAAAUGGCUCAAGUAAAAGUGAAAGUCACCCAGUAAAAUAUUACUUUAGUAAAAGUCUACAAGUAUCUGGUUUAAAAUGUACUUAAGUAUCAAAAGUUAAAGUAAAUGCUAUAAAUCUAAUUCCUUAUAUUAAGCAAACCAGA